CUGCUGUUUGUCCAGCCGUCGCUUCAACAAUGCAGCUUUUAAUGGAGCUCUGAGAGGUACGAGGUGGAAACGCUGCAACACCGCAGGCUUGUCCGGACACUGUAGUCGUCAAAAAUUCAACACAGCGACAAUUGUACGGUUUGUCCAACCUUCCCGGCGCCUUGGACUCAGUUUUUAGGACAUCCUUGACUCUCCUGCUGGGGUUCCUGUGUUAAGAAGAAAGAAGUAUUCUGUUUUGGAUUUUCUGAUUGCGGGGUCAGAAAAUGAGAACAUUUGAGAUUGAAACAACGGACUCUCCCAGCUAUCUCACUUCGCCGUGAGUAGCCAUGCCUGCCCUGGAUCACCCUUCAAGGGGCCCCCCUCCCCAGAUGUGGGACUGUUUUCUUACAUAGAUUUGGAGCAACAGCUAAAUCACGCAAUAGAAAUGGCAUUAGCUUGUGUGGGCUAUGACACAUCAGAGUAUAUAUUAGAGCACAGGUGAGGCUCAACCUCAAGCCAAUACCCACAGGACUCUUGAAGAGGAGGUAAACAGCCUCAGAUGACCUUUGCGGAAGGACAGAGUUACACCUGAGAUUUAAUGAUUUAGUAUCCAUCCCACUGCCUUGUUGACAAGGUCGACUAUGGCUGUUGCUGAUCCUCAUAUCGACGGUUCCUUGGUGGGGCAAGGAACAGACUGAGUAAGGUCAACGAUGCAGCGUAACGGUGGUGGCGUGGGUGUCGGAGGCCAGCCAUGGGUGUUGCGGCGUGUGCGUCUCACGUGGCUCAGUUUCAUGCUCUUUUUCAUCCUGGUUUUCUUCCCACUUAUUGCUCACUACUACCUCACUACCAUUGAUGAAGCUGGGGGUCCGGAUAAGCGUAUUUUCGGCCCACGACCUGGUGGUGAACUGUGCGAGGCCAAACAUGUGCAGGACCUGUGCCGCAUCCGUGAAUCAGUCAGUGAGGAGCUGCUGCAGCUGGAGGCCAAGAGGCAGGAGCUCAACGGGGAGAUUGCCCGACUAAACCUACGCAUCGAGGCUUGCAAGCGCAGCAUUGACAGUGCCAAGCAGGAUCUGCUGCAGCUGAAGAAUGUCAUUAGUCAGACAGAGCAUUCCUAUAAAGAACUGAUGGCCCAAAACCAGCCUAAGCUGUCAUUGCCUGUCAGGCUAUUGCCUGACAAGGAGGACCCAGGACUACCCCCACCCAAGUCUUCACGCUCCUGCCGCCUGUGUUCAUGCUUUGACUAUGCGCGCUGUCCUCUUACGUCAGGGUUUCCUGUGUAUGUCUAUGACACAGGCUCCUAUCCAUGGGGGGACUAUCUUGACCCUCUGGUGAAGCAGGCUUUUGCAGCAUCAGUUAAAAGCAACAUUUAUGUGACUGAUAACCCCAGCAUUGCCUGUCUGUAUCUGGUGCUGGUAGGGGAGCUACAGGAGUCCUCCUCCCCACUGCCUUCCCCUGCAGAGCUAGAGAAGCAACUGAAAGCUCUUCCUUACUGGAGAUCUGAUGGACACAACCAUGUGCUUGUGCAUCUCUCUAGAAAGUCUAUGACACAGAACUUCCUGUAUAAUGUGAGUGCAGGACGAGCAGCAGUUGCUCAGUCCACCUUCCUGGAGCAGCAGUACCGUGAGGGCUUUGACUUGGUUGUGUCCCCACUGGUUCAUGCCCUCUCAGAACCCAACUUUUUGGAAGUGCCACCUCAAGUUCCUGUAAAGAGGAAAUACCUUUUCACUUUCCAGGGUGAAAGGGUGGAGUCCCUGAGGAGCAGCUUACAGGAGGCACCCCCUCAGUCAUUCGAGGAGGAAAUGGAGGGAGAUCCACCAGCUGACUACGAUGACCGCAUAAUCGGCACGUUAAAGGCAGUGCAGGAUAGCCACUUGGACCAGGUGCUGGUGGAGUUCACCUGCAAGAACCCUAGGUCAAGUUUGCCAACAGAGUGGGCUCUCUGUGGAGAGCGGGAAGACAGGCUGGAGGUCCUCAAGGCUUCUACCUUUGCCCUGGUGAUUGCUGCAGGGGAUGGACAACUGGUGGCCUCAGCAGGCUGUGGGAUGAGGCUGUUUGAGGCCUUAGAGGUAGGAGCCAUCCCAGUUGUGUUGGGGGACCAUUCAAGACUACCUUACCACCAGUUUAUCCGCUGGAGUGAAGCUGCCAUCAUAGUCCCCAAACCCCGUGUCACUGAGCUACAUUUCCUGUUGCGCAGCCUAUCAGACAAUGACAUGUUGGCUAUGAGGCGGCAGGGCCGCUUUCUAUGGGAGACCUAUUUCUCAACAUCAGAGAAUGUUCUUAACACCAUCCUGGCCAGUAUCAGAACCAGCAUCCAAGUUCCUGCUGCACCCAUCAAAGAGGAGCCAGCUCACGAGAUUCCUCACAAAGCUGGGAAGCUGGCAGGAACUGACGCCAACCUGGCUGACAAUGGUGAUCUGGAUUUGGGUCCUGUCGAGACAGAGCCCCCCUAUGCUUCUCCUCGUUAUCUCCGCAACUUCACUUACACUGCUUCAGACACCUACAGAGCAUGGAACAGAGCCCCAGGUCCUUUCCAUCUUUUUCCUCACACUCCCCUUGACCCCGUGCUGCCCUCUGAAGCCAAAUUCCUUGGCUCUGGUACUGGUUUCAGGCCUAUCGGUGGAGGUACAGGAGGCUCCGGAAAGGAGUUUCAGGCUGCUCUGGGUGGGAAUGUGCCCCGAGAACAGUUCACUGUGGUCAUGCUGACUUAUGAGAGGGAGGAGGUGCUGAUGAACUCUCUGGAGAGGUUGAAUGGACUGCCGUACCUCAACAAGGUGGUGGUGGUGUGGAAUUCACCCAAGCCUCCUUCAGAUGACCUGCUGUGGCCAGACAUCGGUCUGCCUAUUGUGGUUGUCCGCACAGAAAAAAACAGCCUCAAUAACCGUUUCCUUCCCUGGGACGCUGUGGAAACUGAGGCCAUCCUGUCCAUUGAUGACGAUGCUCAUCUGCGCCAUGAUGAGAUCAUGUUUGGGUUCAGAGUGUGGCGUGAGGCCAGAGAUCGCAUCGUCGGUUUUCCUGGGAGGUAUCACGCAUGGGACGUCAACCAUCAGUCCUGGCUCUACAACUCCAACUACUCGUGUGAACUCUCCAUGGUCCUGACAGGAGCUGCUUUCUUUCAUAAGUACUAUGCGUACCUCUACUCCUAUGUGAUGCCCCAGGCCAUCAGGGACAUGGUGGACGAGUACAUAAACUGCGAGGACAUUGCCAUGAACUUCCUUGUGUCUCACAUCACCCGCAAACCACCCAUCAAGGUGACGUCUCGUUGGACUUUCCGAUGUCCUGGAUGCCCUCAGGCUCUUUCACACGAUGACUCACAUUUCCACGAGCGCCACAAGUGCAUCAACUUCUUUGUCAAGGUGUACGGCUAUAUGCCACUGCUAUACACACAGUUUCGUGUAGACUCAGUGCUGUUCAAGACUCGUUUACCCCACGACAAGACCAAAUGCUUCAAGUUCAUCUAGCAUCAGGCUGAACGGAGAAAGAGCCAAAAUCAGAGUGGACUGAAGGACUGGAAGUAUUUAAAGAGAAUAGCAGCUCCCACUGCAAGCAGUCAUGAAGAUGGAUAUAUGGACAGCAAGAUAAAUGCACAGAGGGAAGGUUUUGGGUUAGGAUUUUGCCCAGGCAGAUAGACAAGUUAACCUAAAAAGAUGUUGGCUGGUGGUCUAAUCCACAACUCUCCAGAAAAUUUGAAGAGUGGAAGCUGAAAGGGACCACUGCCAACAAAAUAAGCCUUUUCAGUGGAUGUCACUCUUUUUUUAUGUCCUUCAAUCAUGCUCAAUCGUCAACCACUAACCACAGAUGUUAUUUGCACCUCCUAACUGCCUGCUGAGGAAAGAGGGCAAUUGUACACAGUGUACAGAAACUCUCCCAGGUUAAAGUCCACCUGACAAUGGAAUUAGUGGAUAAGUGACAAACUGAUGCUAAGCUGCGUUCGACCCAGCAGGCUGUCAAUGGUUCCAGCUCAAUGAGAAAAAGUGGCACAGCACAUGGCUGCCACUACGCUUUUUGUUUUGUUUUCCAUUUUACAGCUACAAACUGUACUUCUUGUACAUGUACGUGAGAGAAGCACUGACGGUUAGAAGUAUUUUAUUGAACUUUUUUAAACAAUGUUGUUUAAAUGUGUAAAUCUUUAUGUGGAGUGAACUUCUUCCAGAACCUCUGCCGGUGGGAGAUCAGAACGAGACAGGACCUUGUCUGAAAAGUAAAACAAGUUGGCCCAAUCAUGUUCAAGUAGUGUUUAAGUGCUUGAGAGGGAAUUCACUUCAGCGGUCACCAUAAUGCCUCAAAUUUGUCAUGAAAACCAGCCACCAUGUUGUCAUUUUGUUAUGCUUACAUGAUGUACACUCUGUGUGAGUGUUUAAACGACCUGCUUUUUAUGCUAUAGGGUGUUUACUGAUGUUUGUGAAAUUGAUCAGAGUUUAACAAAAUCAUGCCUAAAUAUAUUAAUAUUGACUAGUUAGCGGUUACACUGUCCCAAACUGAAGUGCAACAACGUCCCUGCUGCCAAAAUCGACUGAAAAUAAGCUUUGAAUUUUAAUUGAGUUAUACAGAAAGUCUUCAGUGAAGUGUAAUAUUAGAAUUAUGGUAAACAUGUAAAGAAAACACUUUGAUAUUUUCUUUUAAAUACAUUAAGUACUUUCUGGCAGCAAGUGCGAUGGAAAAUCAAUGUCUGUUAAAUUGGUGUGUUGAAUAUGAAACAGCCAACAGCUGCUUAGCUCGGCAUAGAAAAAAGACUGGAAAAGGAAGACGCUGGUCUGGCUCUGUCAAAAGGUUACAAAUACUGUCUAAUAGCACCUCUAAAGCUCACUUAUUAAUGCAUUAUUAUUCAUUUUAUGGCCAGUGACGUGUCUUUAAGCAGUUACUAGGCAACCAGUAGAGACUAGGAAGUUAAUGGUCCCAGUCAAAUAGUCCAGAACAUGUUACAAAAACAAAUUGCUGCUUGUAUUCCUGUUUUUUUUUUUUUUUUCGUUGUUGUUGUUGUUAUUUUUGUAUGGAUAAGGCAAAAGAUGCAUAUGUUAUUGUUUGAGCUUUAGAAUAUCUUAUUUUCUAUGUUUUAUUCCUGUCGUUACCAUUUCCAGUCUUGGUGUUAAGCUAUGCUAACCAGCUGCUGGCUGCAGUUGUUUAUAUGUAACAGACAGAUACAGUCAUCUUAUCAAACUCUUUCCCAGAAAGCAAGUCAACCCCAAAACACAGAACUCUUUUCUUUAAUAUACAGCCAGUUCUGACUUUGCGACAUAUGUAUGUGCUGUGCCCCACCAUGUUCAUGUUACCCCUCUGUGUAGACCUCCCACCUCAGACAGAAUUAUCACUUUUACAGUGUUGCCAUAUUGGUUUCACUUUGUCUUUUACCAUUGCUUGAUGAAUGUUUUCUUUGCCAAAUAGGUACGAUGUCUACUGCUUUACAGCAUAAUUUGCAGGGUAUACAGUGUUAAUGCUUGCUAAAGGGAUGCAGUCUGGUACACCCAUAUCCACUCUGCAUGGUACUAUACCAGGAGUCAAUCCAUUGGAGCCCAACCCAUCAUGUAAUAUAAAUCCAAAGUCCUUUAGUUGACCUUGUCAGAGUUAAUUCCUGUAAUCUGAACAAAAGACAAACCUAAAAACAUCCCCAGAUUAUGCUCUGGUUGUUAGGAUGCUUUUAUGACACAAACCUCUCGUAAGUCCAUGGUUCCUGUAUAUUUAUUGAAUAUAUUAUUAAAAAAAAAAAAAGAUUUUUUAGAAACUGGCGUGAGACAUGCAAUAAAAUGACAAGACAUUGUAGUUUAUUUUUUGUAACCACAAAGAGGUCCCAACCUGAUCGAGCCAUUCAGUUUAUGUCAUUGCCAAGGAAAACUAGCUGGUGCCACAGCUUUGGGGGACCUUACUGUCCUGAGAGCAGUAAGGUGGCUGCUUGUUAGAAUCGCUGACCUGUAACUAGAGUGUCAUGAAUUGAUCUUUCACAACAAGCCAGUGGAGACCAUUUGUCUUUGAAGCUAAAUCUUCACCUAAUCCAGGUGGCUCCUACUGUUUAGUAAUCCUACCAGUAAAACAUAAAAAUAUUGGAUCAGGUCUGUUUAUAUAAGAGCAAAAAAUGAGGAGCCAGAUGCCAUAUUAGUACAGUGAUACAACUAUGACAAGUCCAAAUUUCUACUUUUUGUUCCUGCUCAAACUUGAAAAACCAGCUUGACUCCCAACCUACUCACCACAUCUCAACACUUUUAUUGGAGCUCCAGGGGCCUCAUGAUUACCUGGCUGACUGUAAACCAGCCCUCAAGGCACAGUUUGGGUCAGCUGGUGUUUCUUCCAUCUCUGCGGUUUCCCCCCUUCAAGGAUCUGAGGCACAGCUGGUUUUCCGUGGCUCAGAGCUGGAUAAAUUUGCCUGGAAGGCCAUAGUCACUCUACUUCGUGUACAGAGUUGUGAAACUAUGUGCUCUUGGGUCUGAUCCAUGACUGUGGGCGAGGCUCCAGCCACCUGCAAUGCUGCUUGCGCUGUACCAGACUGUUGACAGAUGACAGCGUGAAACAUACCAUUGAAGGCCAGAUGAAUGGAAAUAAAAACUCUCAACAUUGUUAAAAAAAAA
Messenger RNA from Stegastes partitus (bicolor damselfish), 6533 nucleotides. RefSeq names its product exostosin-like glycosyltransferase 3 (gene extl3). Gene Ontology annotation, molecular function: glycosyltransferase activity. Bases 690 to 3437 code for a protein of 915 amino acids. The record is from RefSeq and is a predicted model, not a curated record. The transcript is spliced from 6 exons. Lineage: Eukaryota; Metazoa; Chordata; Actinopteri; Pomacentridae. Gene Ontology annotation, cellular component: membrane.